GCUCGCUGCUCGCUGCCUCACUGCCUCACAACAACAGCGCUUCUUCUUUGCUGCCACAUUCAACAAUGUCACUCUGGUCUUGACCGUCUCUCAUCAUGACUACGGAUCCCGCGCUGUCGUAUCACCCUACCGAGUCUCUCGUUCUUCCUACAAAACGCCGCUUUUUCCCUUUCAAGAUACCUAACUACCAUCAACAACUCCGACACUACAUCAGCACUUCCGACCGGGAUAGAAUCUACGUUAUCGCCGACCGGGUGGUGUAUUCAAUUCACAUUUCGUCGCGGAAACGGGAAACGAUCGCAGUUAUUUCAUUCGAGCCGAAGUGUCUUGCUGCUGGAUAUGGCUGGAUUGGUAUUGGGGGUACCAACAAUGGCGAGUGUGCUUUCGUGAAGCUUUCCGAUCGCAACAGGGCUUCGCCACGAGAGUCGACGGGGUUGGAGCAACCGUCAAAUUCGGGCUUUGGUGCCAGCCAAUUGCCAGAGGUCCAGCUGCAUAAAUUCGGCGGUAGUAUCGUCAACUCCGUGACUAUCCAUCGUCUACCUGGCGAUGAAAAAGGAUUCACAGACGAAGAUGUUGCGGUUCUUAGCAACAAUGACAAAUCAGUAACCAUCUAUUCAAUGACGCGCUCGAAAGUUCUGAAGAAACUCGGUCACCCGGCGUGUAUGAACUAUGCGGCCAUCUCACCAGAUUCGAGUCUUCUGGCUGCAGUUGGGGAUGAAUCUAGCGCCUAUUUCUAUAGCCUUACUCGUGACCUCUCGACCGUGGUUUCCACUGAGACAGGAGAGAAGUUGAGUGGCUGGACAUUGGACCGCAUUCUUUGUAUCGAGAUGGAGCUGGGCCCGAAGAUCGAAGAUAAAUGCUGUUUUACCAUUGCGUUUUCCCAAUCCAAUAGACUGUGUGCCAUUGGAUCGCAGUCCGGAGUGAUUACGGUUUUCGAUGUUAGGAGCAUCCAGGAACCCGCUAUCACUCCUUCCAACAAGAGUCCAAUUGUCUGCUAUUUCAACUCGUCGAGGUCUUGCUUUCAUGGCGGGGCUGUGCGUUGUAUGAGCUUUUCACCCGAACCUUGGGAUCUCCUUGUAUGGCUCGAGGAUAAAGGGCAUGCUGGAAUUGCAGAUGUGCGUCAGGCUUUUAUGCGGAGACAAAUACUUGAAUUCGACACGAAUGAGUCAAACGACGUCGAGGAAGUUGAUACGGAGCCGAUAAUUGACGAAUCAACAGAAUCAAGGUUUAGCGUGGACAGGCAGCCUUCUCCCGAACUGUACCACGAUCUUGAUUCACGGGCGUUACUUGACUCAGUUGAGGGCAAUUUAGAUGAUCAGGAUGGUGACGGAUCUGAUACCUCACCACUGAGGGAAAGUUUGAUACAAGACUUAACGUCAAGAGAGAGAACAAUCGUGCAAUUUCUGAAUACAGCACGCUGGACAUCAACGACAGAAGAUGACCUGACAGAUCGGGCAACCAGAGAUAAUGCUAAUGCGCACCCGCCUUUUGGGUCUCGCACAAGACGUCAAGGUCUCACAAGUGGAGCCGAUCGAGCACUUCGCCCUACUUCACCUCGGCCUGUCAUACACCCACCAAGCAACCACGAGACUAGAAACCGGAAUGCGAAUGUGGACAGCCAAACGCCGGAUCCACAACCAAGUAUCACACUGAGCUGGACCACUUCGCCGGACGAGCUACGGUCCGCUACGCUAGAUACUCCGGCUCAUCCUGUGGAAUCAAGCUCCAGUGACCAAAGUGGCUCUAGUAACGAGGGUGGGAAUGGGAGUCGGCUUCGCAGGACCGUAGCCCGACCAACGGCUAAUUUUGACUACUCCAGUACUACUCCAAGUUCGAUACCACGCCCAAGAAAUCACCAGCGAUCUCGGUCUGUUCAUAGGCGCCCUGAAAGGCAAGACGAUGAUGACCCGACUAGCUUAAGAACGAACCCUGUGGCAUUUGAGCGCCUUCGACGCCAGCGACAGCUCAUUAAUGAGGCAGAUACCAUGAGUCGAAAUAGUAUGCGCGGGCAACGGUAUACGCAGCAACCACCGUUAGGUAUUGAUUACGGCCGCCCCGCGCGGAUCCGAAGCGUGAUCCAUGAUCCGCCAGAGCAUACCUUUGGGUAUGGGCGCCGAGAUUCGGAUCCAAACUGUUCAGCUGGACUUGGAUUUGGUGCCGAUGGGAGAUCGUUAUAUAUCGCAACCGUGACUGGGAUCUUUGAGUACCAACUAAACAUCACGGACCGUAAAACCUUCCCAGUGAUGACCUACAGAUAACUAAUAUUUAUUGCAAAACUGGUUGGAUCAUCAUACGAGCACCACAAAAGCAAAACACCCACGAUUAACUAAUUGUCCUAUUGUCGGUUUCAGAAUUGAGUUUGUUUGUGGGCGAGGACGCACGACUUCUCUUGCCGAUGACUAGCAAAAGCUAUUGCUGAUACGAAAGGCUAAACGUUAUAAUGAUUCUAAUUCUCAUGUUCUCUUUCCAUCACAUUAUUAUGAGGCGCACUGGGUUUUCAGGAGUGUUGUAUGGUUCCUGUUGGUUUCAAUUUCUUCUAGUGCACCAAUGUGGCGUUGAAUUUUUUUUCCAAAAUAAGACUCUAAUUUAAUAGCGAAUAAUAUUAUUGUCCCAUUCAAGUUUACAGUAUAUAGAAAAUAUUGAACCAGGC
This is a messenger RNA of Aspergillus versicolor CBS 583.65, 2650 nucleotides long. RefSeq lists its product as uncharacterized. Gene Ontology annotation, molecular function: protein binding. Lineage: Eukaryota; Fungi; Ascomycota; Eurotiomycetes; Eurotiales; Aspergillaceae. The record is from RefSeq and is a predicted model, not a curated record. Bases 96 to 2258 code for a protein of 720 amino acids. The transcript has 6 exons.